Messenger RNA from Dioszegia hungarica, 1131 nucleotides. RefSeq lists its product as uncharacterized. Gene Ontology annotation, molecular function: 3-deoxy-7-phosphoheptulonate synthase activity. The transcript has 10 exons. Gene Ontology annotation, biological process: aromatic amino acid biosynthetic process. Lineage: Eukaryota; Fungi; Basidiomycota; Tremellomycetes; Tremellales; Bulleribasidiaceae. The record is from RefSeq and is a predicted model, not a curated record. Gene Ontology annotation, cellular component: cytoplasm. Bases 1 to 1131 code for a protein of 376 amino acids.
AUGUCCAACUACACCCACACUAUCAGAGACGCCAUGGAACUCCUCGAUGACAGGCGGGUCAAGUCCGUCAGGCCCCUCAUCCCGCCACAGAUCCUUCACGAGGAGCUGCCCCUCUCCUUGCGCGGAGCUCAGACCGUCCUCGAAGGCAGAAGACAGGUAGAGGCCGUCAUCAAGGGUGACGACGACAGACUGCUUGUCAUUGUCGGCCCAUGCUCAGUCCACGACCCCGAACAGGCUAUCACCUACGCCAAGAAGCUGUAUGAGUACGCUCAGGAGUCGAAGGAUGACUUGAUGAUUGUCAUGCGUGUCUACUUCGAGAAGCCAAGAACGACAGUCGGCUGGAAGGGUCUUAUCAACGACCCGGACAUGAACGGAUCGUACCAGAUCAACCGAGGUCUCAAGAUUGCUCGGAAGCUCCUUCUUGAUCUGACGGAGAUGGGUCUGCCCGCUGCUGGAGAGUUCCUGGAUGUCAUCUCACCACAGUACCUCGCCGACUGCAACUCCUGGGGAGCUAUCGGCGCUCGAACAACCGAAUCUCAAGUACACCGAGAACUUGCCAGCGCUCUGUCGAUGAGCGUGGGGUUCAAGAACGGAACAGACGGUUCAAUCGACAUCGCCGUCGACGCCAUCAAGGCCGCAGGAUCCGGCCACACCUUCCUCUCGGUCACGAAGCAGGGUCUGUCCGCUAUCGUCGAGACAUCAGGAAACAACUCGACACAUGUUAUCCUGCGCGGAAGCAGCAAGGGGCCGAACUUUGCCGAGGAGCACGUUGUGGCGGCUGGUGAGAAGCUGAAGAAGGCGGGCUUGAGCCCCAGAUUGAUGAUUGACUGCUCGCAUGGUAACUCGUCAAAACAGCACCAGAAGCAGAUAGAGGUUGGCCGGGACGUUGCGCAACAGAUGGCAUCCGGCGGCCCCUCCGCCUCCUCCCUCCUCGGAGUCAUGAUCGAAUCCAAUCUGAACGAAGGCAAGCAGUCCAUCCCCGCCGAAGGACCCUCUGCUCUCAAGUACGGUGUAUCCAUCACGGACGCGUGCAUCUCGUUCGACCAGACUGUACCCCUCUUGGAUGAGCUGAGGGAGGGUGUCAGGAAGAGGAGGGAGAAUGUCAAGGCGAAGCAUGUGAAUGGGAAUUAG